AUGGCUCCUCACACAGACUGUGUGCUCUCCCGACAGCUCGUACUGGUCCUGGCCGCCGCCGCCUGCUGCGUGAGCGCCGCCCCCAAGGCUGGCCUCGCCCCCCUGGCCUACUCCGCCCCCCUGGUGGCCGCCGCCCCCGCGGCCUACGCCGCCCCCGCGCCGGCCGUCGUGACGGCGCACAGCUCGCAGUACAUCGCGCAGAACUUCAACGGACUCGCCGUGGCCGCCGCCGCCCCCGUCGUCGCCGCCGCCUACCACGCAGCCCCCGUCGUUGCUGCUGCAUACCACGCUGCUCCGGCCAUACUCGGUUGAUAGAUUACAGCCAACUAACUGUGUGAAAAUGUAAAUAAUAAAAAAAUAAAUAACUGCAUCUUAA
Molecule: messenger RNA, 376 nt
Organism: Schistocerca americana (American grasshopper)
Lineage: Eukaryota; Metazoa; Arthropoda; Insecta; Orthoptera; Acrididae
Product: cuticle protein 16.5-like
Exons: 1
Coding region: 1-312 (103 amino acids)
Source: RefSeq, a predicted model, not a curated record